Messenger RNA from Meloidogyne enterolobii, 1510 nucleotides. Lineage: Eukaryota; Metazoa; Nematoda; Chromadorea; Rhabditida; Meloidogynidae. The record is from the annotation of a GenBank genome assembly.
UUGUUUCUAGCCAAAAAUAUGUUCUGACAAUAAGUCAAUUUUUGCUCUCUCUUUCGAAAUGAAAGGAGAAUUUUUAAAUGUGAGGAACAAUUUUCGUUUUCUCCACUUUUUCCUAGUUUCCUCCCUAUCUUCCUCCAUUUUCUCACCGCUUUACUGAUCUCCUUCCCUAUUUUCCUCUUCACCCUUUCCCCUCAUGCUAGUAAGACGAAAAAUUUUUCUGAAAAAAAUCCCUUUUUUUUUUUGUCCCACCGAUGUGAAAUUAGUUACCGGCUCGGAUGAUGCAACUGCUCGAGUUUGGGAUUUUGCUAGAUGCAAUGAAGAAAGAGUUUUGAGAGGACAUGGAGCCGAUGUUCGUUCUGUCGAUUGGCAUCCUACAAAGGCUUUGAUUGCAACUGGAUCGAGAGAUUCUCAACAACCGGUGAAAUUAUGGGAUGCAAAAACUGGGCAGUGCUUGGCGACUUUACAUGAUCACAAAAACUCUGUAAUGGCUGUUCAAUGGAAUAAAAAUGGAAAUUGGCUAUUAACCGGUUCAAGAGAUCACGUAAUUAAACUUUAUGAUGUUAGAAUGAUGAGAGAAGUACAAACCUUUAGAGGGCAUAAAAAGGAAGUUACAGCCCUCGCCUGGCAUCCUGUCCAUGAAGGUUUAUUUGUCAGUGGAGGGGGUGACGGUGCUCUAGGUUAUUGGCUGGUCAAUAAUGAUAAAGAAUUGGCUUUGUUGGAACAGGCACAUGAUAUGGCUAUUUGGACGUUGGAAUGGCAUCCUAUGGGACAUAUUUUGGCUACUGGAUCAAACGAUAACAACACCAAAUUUUGGACUCGUAAUCGUCCAGGAGAUACUCAAGAAGAUGUUUUUGGAAUGACCACAGUUGGAGGUUUGUUCAGCUCUUCAUCUGUUCACAAUUUUGAUGAUGAAAGAGAACCUAUUCCAAUUACAGCAGAGGAAGAUUUAAAUGCUCCACCACAAAUACCUGGUUUGGGAAUUGAUGAACCAAUGCGUAGAGAAAUGAAUAAAGAUUUUGGUACAAUACUUGCAGCAACUUCCCUUCCUGGACUUGGAGGGCCUACAAAUUCUUCAACUUUUGAUCAAAAUAAAAAACAAGGAGGAGGGCAAUUUGGGGGGAGACAACAACCAAAAAGAAAUCAAAGACAAUUUGAGAGAAUGUGGAUGGUUGCCCGGCCCAGUGGCGGUCAAGAAACAUUUGAAGAUUAUGAACAAGAAGAAGAUGAAGACUUACAGCAACAACAACAAUAUUUAAAUAAUGAACAAUCAGGAGGAGGUCCACCUCCCCCACAACAUUUUAAUUAUUUACCACAACAACAACAAAAUCAUUUAAUCCGUCCACCACUUCCUCCUCCCCCACAAUUUUAUCAUCAUCAAACACUUCCUCCUCCACAAUUUACUCGGCCUAGAGGAGGUUUUUAUCCUCAACAACCAAGUCUACAUUCUAUAAAACAAUCACAACAACAACGUCCAAAUUUUCAACGUUUUCCCCCUCCACGAUUUUUUUGA